Prorocentrum cordatum is the source of this 1467-nucleotide messenger RNA. Lineage: Eukaryota; Dinophyceae; Prorocentrales; Prorocentraceae. The record is from the annotation of a GenBank genome assembly.
CGAGGUCCUACUACCCCCCGUCCCCGCCGCGGAAGCGGCGCGACGAGGGCUGCCUCGCCGGGGGCUCCCCGCCAGCGGCGGACUUGGGCGGCGUGCCCAGCCCCGCCAGGAGGCACGGCCCCUGCUCGCCGUGCCCAGCGCCGCGGCCGGCGCCCGGCGCCCUGUGGCAGUGCGCAGGUGGCCAGCGCGAGGCGGACGCCCAUCCUGGAGAGGCAGCGACGCCGCCCGCCGCCGCAGCCGAGGCCUGCCCGCGGCCUGCAUGGGAGGUGGGCGCCUCCGAGUUGCUGCUCAGGGAGUGCCUGGGCGCCGGGGCCACCGCCGAGGUGCACCGCGCGUUGUGGCACGGCACGGAGGUGGCGGUCAAGCGAUUGCGGGUCUGCGCGCGGGCACAGUUCGAGAAAGAACUCCACAUGUUGCACGAGCUCAGGCAUCCGAAUCUUGUGCUCUUCAUGGGAGCGGUCGUGGCCAGCCCGCCUAUGAUCAUCUGUGAGUUCUGCGCGGGCGGUACCUUGUUCCGCUUGCUGCACGAGAGGCCGAAGCCAGCAUUCUCUUGGGAGAAGCGUCGCAAGGUGGCACUGGACAUUGCCAAGGGCAUGCUCUACCUCCACCGUCGAGGUGUCAUCCACCGAGACUUGAAGUCCCUCAACGUGCUCUUGGCGGCCGAGGUGGGCGCCUCGGGCGAGGCGCCCUGCGCGAAGAUCGCGGACUUCGGCCUCUCGCGCCACAUGCCCGCGGCGCCCGCGGCCGAGGAGGGGCCCCCGCCUUCGGAGGCGGGGCAGCUGACCCGUGGCCUGGGCACGUACCUGUGGAUGGCGCCCGAGGUGCUGUCCGGGAGCGCCUACGACCACCGCGCCGACGUGUACUCGUACGCGGUGGUGCUGUACGAGCUGGCGUGCCGUCGCCUGCCCUUCGAGGGCACCGGCCUGCAGCCCAUCUCGGUGGCGCUGGCGAUCAGCAGCGGCGCGCGGCCCGACCUGUGCCAUAUGCCGGCUCGGCUGCCCCCCCGCGCUGCUCGCCCUGCUGCUGCGGGCCUGGGCGCAGGCGCCCGCGGAGAGGCCCUGCUUCGCCCAGAUCCUCCGGAGCCUGUGCGCCUCCGACUCGUCGCUGGGCGCGGGCGCCACUCCCUGAGCGGCGCCUCCCGCGCCGCGCGCCCUCCGGCGGCGUCGCCCGGGCAGAGGCGCGCCACCGGCCAGGCCCUGCCUUUGCCGACGCCCGGAGGCCGUGCGCCUCGGACUCGUCGCGGAGCCUCGAGCCCCGAGGGGGAGCGGCGGCGUCUGCGGCGAGCGCACAGGAAGGUCAAUGCCAGUGUUCGAUGCUGCGGCACCGCGCCCGCUCUGCGGCGAGGUCUCGGCUCACGUCUGGAGCGCUCGGCGCUGCAGGCAGGACGGGAGCGCGGACGGCGGUCGCGGUGCGGUCGGGCAAAAACGGUAGGCUCUCUGCCCUCCCUGUCUCCACGACAGUCUCGCG